AUGGCAGAUGAGGUGGAUAUCUAUGGCGAUGUGGAUAGUCUGGACACGGGAGCCGACCUCUACGGAGACAUUGUCGAAGACAGCAAACCCGUCGCGCCUCAACAAAGACCGCAACAGCAGUCCAGCUUUGGUGCGCCGGGUCAACCGGUGCCUUCCAGACAGCAGCAGCAGCAGCAGCAGCAACAACCCAGUGUCGUACCUUCUGCAAAUGGCUUUCCAGCUUUUCUCGAUCCCGUAGUCGCAAGCCGACUGGACCCAUCUCAAGUCGCGCUAACUAUCUCAGAAGUGCACUGGUGGACAUCAGAUGAAGAUCUACGCCAGCUCUGCGCCAGUCUCGGCAUCCAAAUUGAUCAUAGCAAGAUCGCGUACUCCGAGCACAAAGUCAAUGGCAAAUCUAAAGGUCUCGUCUAUUUGGAAUUCCGGACAGCGGCAGAAGCAGCAGCCAUGAGGCAAUGGUUCGAUGACAAUCAAUUCCAAGGCAAGCAGAUCAGCGGCCAGCUCGGCCAAGCGGCUCGAGACAGCAAUCCUUUCAAGGGUGGCAAAGAUUUCGGCAUGCCAAACCCUGUGGUGAACUUCCGAGGAGGCAGAGGGGGUGGUGGCGGGUAUAACAACGGUCCGUCUCGAGGGGGACCGAGUGGUCGAGGUGGAGGUCAAUACAACGAUCGUGGAGGCGCAAACGCUGGCGGCUACUCUGCUCGAGCCGCUCAGCCACCUCAACAGAUGCCGGGUAUGCCGGGUAUGCCUGGUAUGAUGCCAGGCAUGAUGCCAGGAUUCAAUGCUGCUGCAAUGAUGCAGAUGAUGCAAAAUCCCGCGUUUGCGCAGAUGAUGCCUCAAGGUCAGCCUGGCUACGGUGCAGCCCCGCGUAGCAGUACACGCUCAGGCGCAUUUGGCGAUCGACCGCAAGACAGUGCGCCUGCAACAAAGAGGCCGCGCGGUGACUAG
This is a messenger RNA of Mixia osmundae IAM 14324, 942 nucleotides long. RefSeq lists its product as uncharacterized. Lineage: Eukaryota; Fungi; Basidiomycota; Mixiomycetes; Mixiales; Mixiaceae. Bases 1 to 942 code for a protein of 313 amino acids. Gene Ontology annotation, molecular function: mRNA binding. The record is from RefSeq and is a predicted model, not a curated record. Gene Ontology annotation, cellular component: mRNA cleavage and polyadenylation specificity factor complex. Gene Ontology annotation, biological process: mRNA alternative polyadenylation. The transcript has 7 exons.